AUGUCGCAUCAAAGCUAUCAGCGAAAAUGGGCCGAGGCCAUGCAGGAGUUGAUGGAGCAAGUGCAGAUCGAGUAUCUGCCAGUGGAGAGCUCCGAUUUUCAGGUAUGAAAAACGAUAUGUUGCUCGUUGUACUACAAGUAAAACGACAAGAAGUUUCUAUGUUAUUCUAGAAGAUGCUUCUUUGUCUUCCUAUGUAUGUAAACAUGUAUGUAUGUUGCCUUGGCGAUGGCCGUCUAUUCGCCGGUUCCACUUUUACUAUCAACAUCCUCGAUCCCAGGUCGACUUCAAGCAUUUUGCGCUGUUGUAUAUCAAGUACCUGCAGAUUUACAAGAAGCUGGAGGACUGCUACGACCAAAUUAUUCAUCCGCAAAAGAGGAGGAGUAUAAAGGAGGUACUUGAAACAGUCCUCGUGCGAAUCCUGGAAGUGAAGCAACAGCUGAUACACUUCAAUCCUCGACCACAGAAUCGGUUCGUGGCCUUGGAUGAGGCGCUCACAAAUUUCAAGCUGAAUCCAGAGACAGUGGAUUGGCACAUACCACGUUACAUGCGCGAUGAUAGGGACCGAGCAGAUGAGAUUGAGGUACAGACGACAACAGAUAGCUACAUUCAUGUUGACUGAAUAUCCAGUGGGUUUUCGACGAAGCCCUAGAUUAUGUCAUCUAUCUAAUAAAUUGAAAAUCGUGAUUGAAUCGAUAUCAAAGUUCAAUCAGAACAACAACUACAACAACAACAACAACACCGCCAUCGGCAGGUUAAAGGAGAGCGUCUUGACCACUGGUUGAAGGCAUUCGGGAUGUCAACUAGGGCGGAUGACUUAUGCGAUCGGCGAGACCCUUUUCAGGUGGAUUUGACUGUCGAGCACGCUAUCAGGUUAUUGCAGAAAAACGAGCGAGGAAGGAUAGGCAUCCAGCGAGCCAUGAUGAUAGCGAACUUUCGAAAGGAGGCUCAGAAGAAAGAGCAAAGAAGCAAACAAGGAUUGCCAGCGCAAGAAGAAAUGAGCGAGAAGGUAAGUGGGUCGUUGCUACGUGGUAUCUAUAUCCUAACAAUUUAGUCUUUCUUUACAGGGAAGUCGACGAGCUGAUGAGUGUAUGUCGGAAAUGCAUGUUGAUCAUCUUGAUUUAACCUUAUGAUGAUCAUGACUACGCCUAUAGCACGAUGAAGAAGUUUUUGCCUUGUUGCAUAUCUUUCAGAACUUUCUGUCCUCAGGUACUCCUUGAGAAGCAAUCGCAGUGCGCGUCACUCAUCGCCGCGCAUUGGCGGAGAAAAUUAGUGCAAAGAAAAUUUCAACGGAUGAAGGAGGAGGAGUUUGUUUUUCUAGGCAUGGUUCUGCCAUCGCAGACGGCAGCAGACAACCUGCACAACUCAGGCGUUGACCAUGCGGCAAUAGCGGAAGAAGUAAGACAAAAACGUAAGCGCCGGCAAGUAGAUGCCGAUAGUGACUAUGACAAUGCACUCCUAGACGAGCUUGAAUGGGUGAAAAAGAAGAAAGGACCAGAUAUUAGAGCAGACCUCUUGGACGAGCGACGGCAGUUCCUAGUGGAAUUCAGGAAAAAGAAGGGUAAUUUUUAUGUAUGGUGAUACCUACAUCAGUGUAGACAUGAUAUGGAGGAUCGCUGACUAUUAGCAUAGGGAAUCCAAGAAAUUGAAGUACAGAAAUGCCCGUUUUUCUAUUUCAUUGAGGUACCUUUCCGGCAAACAUCGAUGAGUUUUACAAGCGCUUUGACGCCCUAGACAAAGACGAUGCAGCGGAAGGAGCGGCGGAUGCAAAAGGCGGCAAAAAAGAUGAUAAGAAGAAAGACGACAAGAAGAAAGAUGACAAAAAGAAGGAUAAGAAAAAGGGUGGAAAGGACGAGCCAGAGGAAGGUAGUUCUCUGUAGUUCUUUGUUUUCUGUCGUUGUUGAUAGAGAAAUCAUCAGAUGAUCUUCGACAAUCUUGCCAGACAAGACAAGGCUCAUCUUGAAGAACAACUAAAAGCUCUUUCUACGCAUCAUCUGAAAUUACCAGGCAGUCGAAAAGCAUUUACAGUGACAUCUUGUUUUUUGACCUUAGAAAUAGCGUAUUUCUUUGAGCUAAUACGAACCCACUGAUUAAUAUUCUUCAGCUGAGGAGCACCAAGCAGGGCCAACUGCAAUAGUCCAGAAUUUUGUGGAUUUGAUCAACGAUUAUAGUGAAGUCUGGGAAGACAGGGAAGAAAGCCACAAUUUCGACCAAAAGCACGAUGCUGAAUUGACCAGGAAAUUAGUGUUUCCUAUGGUCGAGGCCCGGUUAAGAGAACAGGUACUAGCUCAAUAGUCCAUUGAGUUUCCGUUUCGCUUUCGUCCAUGAAAUUGAUUUCAGAUCCUGUCAGAACGAGUUGCUGUUUCUUUCGCCGCUUUUACCUUUGAUGUGGUCCCAGACCACGACGGACCAUAUUCGUGUCUUGAAAAUUUAGACACGCGCACGCCAAACUUUCGAUUGCUAUUGCAGUAGCGAUGAAAUAUCACUCGCUGACCCGUCCGCUGUAUCAAUCUAGCUAAACCUAUACUCAGGUCGAUGCGCAAAUGCAAGAGGAGCUUAUGAACCUCAAAGCAAUGUACGAUAAGGCGAAGAAGAAAAAAGAGAAGAAGAAAAAAGGAAAAAAGGGCAAAAAAGACAAGAAAGGAAAGCAGAAGAAAUGGUACGUACAAGUUUAUUUUGUCUAAUGUACACGGUAAGUACUGAUAUUUAUACGUAGUACGAGGCGAAAUGUACACAAACACUUUCUUCAAGCUGAGUAGAAGGAAGAUGAUGUCCACCUUUCUUCAUCUGUUCUGUUGUACUUGUAAUGAUUGAAGAUGGAAUUCGUAGCUGUUUCCCUUUUCCGAUAAAGAACAAGAACUCAUCACUAAAACCAGGUGUGUCGCAGUCGGCAUGAUUUCCAACGUGCAGGAUUGUUAUCCUGA
Messenger RNA from Amoebophrya sp. A25, 2921 nucleotides. The record is from the annotation of a GenBank genome assembly. NCBI's taxonomy places the organism in Eukaryota, Dinophyceae, Syndiniales, Amoebophryaceae.